Messenger RNA from Folsomia candida, 1989 nucleotides. Its product is annotated as orphan steroid hormone receptor 2. The coding region runs from base 277 to 1695 and encodes 472 amino acids. Gene Ontology annotation, molecular function: nuclear receptor activity; RNA polymerase II cis-regulatory region sequence-specific DNA binding; zinc ion binding. The transcript has 10 exons. Gene Ontology annotation, biological process: anatomical structure development; regulation of transcription by RNA polymerase II; cell differentiation. NCBI's taxonomy places the organism in Eukaryota, Metazoa, Arthropoda, Collembola, Entomobryomorpha, Isotomidae. The record is from RefSeq and is a predicted model, not a curated record.
GAGGGUUCCAUUACCAGAGAGAUAGUCGACUUUGCUGAACUUGGGGGAAAUUGAUACAGGUUUUCUCUCUUUUGUCUCAUUUUGCCUCAACUAAAUUACUUGCUCCAUUCAUCGAAAUAAAGUGUAUCCAGUUAUUUCCAAGUUCGGGGGAAAGUGAGAUUAAGAAAAAUUUAAAUUUAAUAAAAAUAAGUCUGAACUGUCAACCCUACACUUUACCAAAAUUCGCAAUCCCAAAUUCACUCGAUUUUGCUGAUUAUUAAACCCAACAAUCAAACGAUGGAGAAGGAUGGCAAGCCGGAUGUUCUUUGUCGGGUUUGCGGAGAUAAGGCCAGCGGUAAGCACUACGGAGUGAGUUCAUGUGAUGGAUGUCGAGGAUUCUUCAAGCGGUCAAUUCGGAGAAACUUGGAAUACGUGUGCAAGGAGAACAACAAUUGCGUGGUGGACGUCACCCGAAGGAACCAGUGUCAAGCGUGUAGGUUCAAAAAGUGCUUGCACGUCAACAUGAAACGUGACGCAGUUCAGCACGAGCGGGCACCACGGGCAAACUGUUCCAAACCAAAAUACUUGGCGCAGUUUGCAGCCGGAUUUUCCCCGUAUUACUUCCCCUUUAAGUCGGCCUUCUACCCGCCCUUCUUCACCCCAACCACCGGUCCCCACCACCCAAACUUCCACCCAACCUUCCACCCCCACACCUCUCCCUCCAACGCUGCUGCUGCUGCCCUCUCCGCCCUUGGUGGAGGUGUUGGAGGAGGACCAAUCAACACCACCCCCACGUCGAUCACCGCCAUUGUUCCACCCACUACCAACGCCAACUCCAUCCUCAACAACUCGUUUGCAGGCUCCGACUUUCUCCAGCUUUCUUCAGCCGUCAACCGGAAGUUGCUGGGGUUCAGCCCGUGCGAGGAGAAGGACGACCGACGAAGUAAUAGCACCAACAGCAACAGCAAUGAUAGUCGUAUCGGGACUCCUUCCACUGCUGGUGGUGGUCAUACGACGACAACAACAACGACGACGACGACGACCUCGUCCGCCGUCAACAAGGAGGACGAGGUGAGUUCCUCGGGGGGAGAGGAGCAGGGCAAUUACUACAAGUUCUUAGAGAACCUCCACAUUGGCAAUCUCAUUCACGAGAGCGUCUAUGAAUGUGCUGCUAAGCUGCUAUUCCUGAGUGUCAAAUGGGCGAGAAGUGUCCCUUCAUUCCUUAGCUUGCCAUCAACAGAUCAAACGAUCCUUUUGGAGGAGGCUUGGCCAGAGCUGUUUCUUCUUAGUUCGGCACAAUGGGGUUUAAGCAUCGAUGAUGCCACCUUGGUUGCUGGUUCAGUGGUUCCGAGACUCAGACAUGAAACCUUGCUCUCGGAUGUUCGGAUUCUAAGGGAGACCUUGACCAGAAUUAGCGGUAUUAGACCGGAUCACACCGAACUUGCUUGUUUGAAAGCACUAGUUCUAUUCAAACCAGAAUCUGCCAAACUACGUGAACAACUUCAGAUUGAACUUUUGCAGGACCAGACGCACGUCAUGUUGCAGGAGUACUGCGCAGGAAAGAACCCUCCUAGCAAAAUCCGGUUCGGGAAGCUACUUCUCAUCCUUCCUCUAAUUCGUCGGAUCGGUGGGAAGGUUUUGGAGGAACUUUUCUUCAAACAAACCAUCGGUGACAUUCCCAUCGAACGACUCCUUUGCGACAUGUUCAAGUCAUGAAGCAUUUUCAGAGGCAAUGUUCAACACAGCCGCUAAUACUAACUAUUUACGAACGUGUACUAUAAGUUUAUGGAAAUUAUACAAAUCUAUACACAAUUAUUGUAGAUUACUUAUUAUGGUCUGUGUAUUAAAACAGGAGUCAAUUUUGUAUGUAUUAUUCUUCUGAAGAACUGGCUUUUCUGUGCACAGACUAUAUUCCAGCUUCGACUGCUCAGUUUAGUACUCCAUAAGUUUUAUUGAUCGUUGAUUAAUUAAAUAAAUAUGCGAUAUGUAUUUACAAGGAGAAAGACAUAA